Messenger RNA from Oryza sativa Japonica Group (Japanese rice), 1654 nucleotides. RefSeq lists its product as uncharacterized. NCBI's taxonomy places the organism in Eukaryota, Viridiplantae, Streptophyta, Magnoliopsida, Poales, Poaceae. Gene Ontology annotation, cellular component: cytoplasm. The record is from RefSeq and is a predicted model, not a curated record. Gene Ontology annotation, biological process: protein phosphorylation. Gene Ontology annotation, molecular function: protein serine/threonine kinase activity; ATP binding.
UGGUAGUGGUAAGCAAGGCGGCGUUAUACGCCAAGUUAAACUUUUUAGGCGAGAUCUGCUUAUGAAAGCGCCAACAAACACCCCGAUCGAAACCACCAGACCAGAUCUCAUCCCGACUUCCCGAGCACCAGCACCAUCCGAGGAAGAAGAGUCUUCUUCCCACGCGGCUUGUCCGAGCCGAGCGAAUGCGAUUGUAAAGCACCGUCGUGAACCUGACGACGAGCUCCAGGCGGCGGCGAUGGGGUGCUCCUUCUCCGGGCUGAACGCGCUCUACGACACCGUCGGCGGCGGCGGAGGCGACAUCUGGGUCAACGACUACCGCUUCCGCGUCGUCCGCAGGCUCGGUGACGCCGGGCCAGCGGGGUCCUUCGUCUUCCUUGUCAAGGAGGUUGUCGCCGCCGCCACCGCCUCCGACGGCACUGGUGGGGCGGUGCCCGGCGCCUCUGGGCUCGCCAAGAAGAAGGGCAUCGAUCCAUCCCACAUCUCAGCUGAUGGAACAUAUGCCUUGAAGAAAGUUCUUAUUCAGAAUGAACAGCACUUAGAGCAAGUUCGACAGGAGAUCCGAGUGUCCUCUCAAUUCAGUCAUCCAAAUCUACUUCCUCUUCUUGAAAAUGCUAUUAUUGCAGUUAAGGGUGUGCAAGAUGGGUCGCAGAAUCAUGAGGCUUACUUGUUGUUCCCAGUUCAUUUGGAUGGAACCUUGCAAGAUAUCAAUAAAAAUAUGCUAGAAAAGAAAGAAUAUUUUCCAACAAUCAGUAUUCUCCAAAUAUUCCGCCAGCUAUGUGCAGGACUGAAACAUAUGCACAGUUUUGACCCACCUUAUUCUCAUAAUGGGGUUAAACCAGACAAUGUUCUCAUAACUCAGAGGAAGGAUCAACCUCAUCUUGCCAUCUUGAUGGAUUUUGAAAGUGCCCGUCCUGCAAGAAUAGCCAUUAGAUCACAAGCAGAUGCUAUGCAGUUACAGGAAUGGGCAUCAGAGCACUGUUCUGCACACUACCGAGCUCCUGAAUUGUGGGAGUGUCCAACUCAUGCUGACAUUGAUGAGAGGACAGAUAUAUGGUCUUUGGGAUGCUGUCUUUAUGCAAUGAUGUACGGAAAAUCUCCAUUUGAUUAUGAACUUGAUGAAGCUGCUGGUGAGAGCUUACAGUCAGUUACAAAGAGUGCUCAAAUUAAAUGGCCUACUGAAGCUGGCCCCUCGUAUCCUGAUUCUCUCCGCCAGUUUGUAACUUGGAUGCUGCAGCCUCAUCCUGCAGUUCGUCCCCACAUUGAUGAUAUCAUCAUCCACGUUGAUAAGCUCAUUGCAAAGUACUCAAUUUGACCUGACUAAAUGGAGCUUCUUCCAUAGAAAAUGUUAUGUAAGUCAAUAGAACAUCUACUUGAUUCAUUAAAUGUGAUAAAUAUAAGUUGGUUUCUUGAUUUUAUUUUUGUGCUAAAGUGAAGAGAGAGAGAGAGAGAGAGAGAGAGAGAGAGAGAGAGAGAGAGAGAGAGAGAGAGAGAGAGAGAGAGAGAGAGCGUUUAUUGGUAGAUUGUAUUCACCAAUUUAUGAACCUACUAUUGUUCAUGAGUACAAUUCCAUGUAGAUCUAUGAUUUUAUUUUCGGUGCCCACUGUUACGUCGGAGUAUUAAGUAAUGUCAUUUUGAUGGUUUCUCCUUGUAA